Molecule: messenger RNA, 942 nt
Organism: Histoplasma mississippiense
Lineage: Eukaryota; Fungi; Ascomycota; Eurotiomycetes; Onygenales; Ajellomycetaceae
Exons: 4
Coding region: 1-942 (313 amino acids)
Cellular component (GO): nucleus
Molecular function (GO): DNA binding
Source: RefSeq, a predicted model, not a curated record
AUGGCCAAUCUCCUUCUUGUCAGUCGAGGAUCCAACCCCUCACCCACAGUUGGUGAAUGCUGGGUACGAAACUUUGUCAACCGCCAUGAAGAGCUGAAAUCCAAAUUCUCCCUCAAGUAUGAUUAUCAGUGUGCACUAUGUGAGGAUUCUGAGGUUAUCCGUGGGUGGUUUAGACUCGUACAAAACACCAUUGCAAAGUAUGGGAUCCUGGAUGAUGAUAUCUACAACUUUGAUGAGACUGGAUUUCAGAUGAGGGUUAUUGGGACUGCCAGGGUCAUUACUGGGUCUGAAAGAGCUGGGAAUUCUAAGCUUGUACAGCCUGGAGAUCGGGAAUGGGUGACUGUUAUUGCUGGAAUUAAUGCAACUGGCUGGGCUCUACGUACGAUGAUUAUACUCAAGGGAAAGAUGCACCAGUCCUGUUGGUAUGAGACAGAAGGGCUGCCAAGUGACUGGGUGAUUGGAGUCAGUGAGAAUGGCUGGACGACUGACCAGCUGGUGUACGGACAACAGGUAGAGAACCAAAUGCGGCUUGGAAUCAACCAUAUUGAUAAGGAGGAGUUUCUGGCCCUAUAUCCUGCAGCUCAGAUACAGGCCCUGACUGAGAGCAACAUUAAGAGUGGUUUUAGAGCAGCUGGGCUGGUUCCGUACGAUCCUGAGCAGGUUCUCUCACGAUUUAAUACAACAAUGCAUACCCCCACCCCAUCUGGGACCUCUCAUAGCUCUCAGGCCUCCUGGGCCACUGCUACACCACAUAAUAUACACCAGCUAGAGCAGCAGACUAAGAAAGUUAAAGGAUAUAUUAAGCGCCCUCAAGAGGGUGCUUUAAGGGUUGAAGAAGGCUUGGAUCGCGUACGAAGGGUCAAUGAAUUGGAAGGAAAGGUGGUUGAGGCUGCUGGCUCUCAACCACGAAAACGUGCAGCACCACGGUGUAGUCAAUCAUAA